UCAAUGUCACGAAGAUGUCCAAGAUCAGCGGACUGGUGCUUCGUGGAGUGGUUCACCAUCGGAACAGUGCAGUGAUCGCGGCGAGGAUGUUCAGCAGUGAAAGCCCGAUCGUUGACCUACCGGGGUUAGGAUCGCUGAAGGGUUCUACCACAACGGGAGCAUGGUCCGGUACCAAGAUCCUCCAGUUCUUGAACGUUCGGUACGGUGAACCAGCGAACGGAACAGCUCGUUUCAAGCCGACAAUCCCAGCGAAACCGUGGACGGGUGUUCUCGACGUGUCCAGCCCCAAGUUGGGAUCUCCAGUGUACCACGACAUGAAGCACUACAGCCCGGAGCAGCUCUCCGGAAACCUCGAGGAUUGCAUCAACCUGUGCGUCUACACGAAGGAUACCACAGCCAAGAAGCCAGUGAUCGUGUACAUCCACGGUGGAAUGUUCUACGACGGUGCCGCGUCCCACUACCCGCCGAACUACCUCAUGGAGAAGGACGUAGUCCUUGUCGUACCCCAGUAUCGACUGGGACCGCUAGGAUUCCUCUCAACCAAAACCAAGACCAUCCCAGGUAACGCCGGCAUCCACGACGUGAUCAUGGCCUUCGAGUGGGUUCAAAAGUACAUUGAGCACUUUGGCGGAGAUCCCAACCAGGUGACCGCCAUGACCCAGUCCUCCGGAGCUUCCAUGGUCAGCUCGAUGCUGUACAGUCCGGCGAUAGAUACGGAAAAGUUGUUCCACAAGCUGAUUCUUCAGUCGGGAUGCUGCUUUAGCUCCUGGACCUACGAUCCGCAUCCGGAUGAGAACGCACGGGAUAUGGCGGAACUUGCCGGUUGCAGUCCGAAGGCUUCGAUGGAGGAAGUGGAACGGUUUCUGCUGGAAUUGGACGUUCGGGAGUUGAUGAGGGCGUUCUCGAAGCAUUACCGCAUUAUGAUCGCCAAAACCGGAGUCAACGAGGUCGGAGGUUGCCGGUUGACGGUCGGUUGCCCACAUGGCCUCUACCCAACAAAUCCGUACUUCGCCAUGAGGAGGGGCAAGGCUCGCAAAAACCUUCCCAUGCUGAUCGGAACGGUCAAGCACGACGGGACGUUCGCUCUGCUCGAUAGUUUCCUCUUUCUGAAGGCCAAGAAGCUGCUCGGAAGCAAGGACGUCAACUCGUACUCGAUGAUCGACGAGCUGAACCAGAUCAUGGGCAUGGACGACCCUACCUGCGUUGGGCGAUCGCUUCAGACGGCGUUGUUCUACAAGCAGGAAGAUUUGGCCUCGGGAGAUCUACUCCGGCUGAUUCCAAGCAUGUCGGAUCACGCCGCAACCUGCCUCUUAAAAGGUCCAGUCUUGAAGCAAGCCCAACUCAACGCUCUGCACCAACCCAACCAGACCUUCCUGUACUCGUUCGACUACACCGGAGAGCACACCCGCUUCGGGUUCGGCGUCGACACCGAUCAAUUCCCCUUUUCCGGCGGAGUUCACCACAGCGAUGAUCUGCAGUACCUGUUUCCGUACCCGAAGGCAGCGGCCCAGCUGAACGAGCGCGAUACGGUCAUCGCCAAGCGGAUGGUCGACCUGUGGACUUCUUUUGCGAUCAGCGGAGUGCCGCAGGCGGAACAGGUUCCAGAGUGGCCAGCUAUGAGCGCGGUGUGUGGGCCGUACCUGCGGAUCAACGAGGAGUGUACCGUUGGGCAGAACUACGUGGAGCAGUUUACGGCCACGAUGGAUGAUCCGACGGCGAUUGCGAAGAAGCCGAAAAAGGCGGCUAAAAUGUGAGAUGGAGUUAAGUUUGUUUUAAAAGUUA
Molecule: messenger RNA, 1782 nt
Organism: Culex quinquefasciatus (southern house mosquito)
Lineage: Eukaryota; Metazoa; Arthropoda; Insecta; Diptera; Culicidae
Product: glutactin
Exons: 3
Coding region: 15-1754 (579 amino acids)
Source: RefSeq, a predicted model, not a curated record